Talaromyces amestolkiae is the source of this 1656-nucleotide messenger RNA. RefSeq lists its product as uncharacterized. Gene Ontology annotation, molecular function: acyltransferase activity, transferring groups other than amino-acyl groups. Gene Ontology annotation, cellular component: membrane. The record is from RefSeq and is a predicted model, not a curated record. Lineage: Eukaryota; Fungi; Ascomycota; Eurotiomycetes; Eurotiales; Trichocomaceae. The transcript has a single exon. Gene Ontology annotation, biological process: polysaccharide biosynthetic process. Bases 1 to 1656 code for a protein of 551 amino acids.
AUGACUGCACAGAUUAGGGACUCUGUGAGACGCAGGGCGUCUCUCAUUACGCCCUCCCAUGAUAUGCCGCGAAAUCUAUCCCUCGAAUUCAGCCUCCCGGAGCUUGAGCGACGACAAGAUGCCGAUCGCCCCUACGCAGAACACCCACCUCGCCAUGCCACUUCUGACUCAUCUAUGCCGUGGUCCCAGUCGCUGACGAUGCAACAAAAUGAGGAUCUUCCCGAGUACGCCGAGCGGAUCUUUUCACAAUUUAUGGUCUUCACAGUACCGAGUUAUUUGCAGCAUCACGUCACGGGCGGAGAACCGAACAAACCGAAAAAGCCGCACGAUAUCGCCGCGUUGGAUGGUUUGCGAGGAUGGGCUUGUUUACUCGUCUUCAACUUUCACUUCCUUUUCACGUAUACAUGGCAUACACAUAUAGGCUGGGGCUUCAACAAGCAGUAUUUUGGACUACAUCAGCUACCGUUUCUCCACAUGAUUUUUUCGGGGCAUAUCAUGGUCGCCAUCUUCUUUGUUAUUUCCGGCUACGUUCUGUCUUACCGACCUCUUAAGACGAUUCGCAGCGGGUCGUUUGAACAGACCUUUGCCGUACUUUCCUCGGCCACUUUCCGGCGUGGGUUGCGUCUGUACAUUCCGUCGAUCGUCGGGCUAUUUUGCGUCUUUGUUGCGGUUCGACUAGGUUUAUACAACUACUCCCGAUGGGUGGUGGAUAAUAGUCGAACGAUUACCGGCACGAACGAACAACAUCCGAUUAUUCUUCGAUCAACGUACAUACAGUUUUGGGACUGGUAUAACACAAUAUGUCGAUUAAUGAAUUUCUGGGACUGGGGACUGUAUUAUAAUAACUACAACCCUCAUCUGUGGACGAUUCCCGUCGAAUUUCGAAGUUCGAUCGUCCUUUUCGUCACAAUUCUUGCAGUCAGUCGAUUCAGAACGAAGGUGCGCCUAAUAUUAGAGGCUAUGACCCUUUGGUUCUGCAUACGGUGGGGACGAUGGGAUGUGGUGCUUUUUUUGAGUGGUUUGAUACUUGCUGAGAUCGACCUUGAAAACGGAAUCUGGAACAACACUACUAGUACGACUAAAUCCGCAUCUAUGCCCAUGCCGUCGGAUUUGGAAAAACUUGUACACACAGCCCCCAUCCAGAAUUUCUUUCAGCGACGACAUAAGGCCAUCUGGAUAGGCGUUUUCAUCUUGGGGCUAUACAUGGGCUCAUCACCAAAUAUCGGCGGAGUAUACACUCCAGGAUAUGUGUGGCUUGCUCGCAUAACCCCAAAAACGUAUCCAGAACCUCACCGUUUCCCACAAACCCUCGGCGCCGUGCUGAUCGUCGCCAGCAUCAACAACUCGAAGACUAUCCAAAAGAUCUUCGUGAACCCACUAUCUCAAUAUCUCGGACAAAUCUCUUACGCCUUCUACAUUGUCCAUGGACCUAUUCUGCAUGGACUAGGCUAUACCCUGAUGCACAAUAUCUGGCAAAUCACCGGCCGCGAAACGUCGUUUCAAUUCCUCUUCGGGGCUGCGAUCGGAUGGAGCAUCUGUCUCCCCAUCGCCCUUUGGCUUKCGGACAUCUUUUKGCGCGCUGUGGACGUUCCUAGCGUCAGGUUUGCACGUCAAUUGGAGAGUGAACUACUUGCCAAAUUUGAUGUAUCUCGAUAA